Molecule: messenger RNA, 1048 nt
Organism: Tachyglossus aculeatus (Australian echidna)
Lineage: Eukaryota; Metazoa; Chordata; Mammalia; Monotremata; Tachyglossidae
Gene: GAR1
Product: GAR1 ribonucleoprotein
Exons: 7
Coding region: 102-779 (225 amino acids)
Biological process (GO): ribosome biogenesis; snoRNA guided rRNA pseudouridine synthesis
Cellular component (GO): box H/ACA snoRNP complex
Molecular function (GO): box H/ACA snoRNA binding
Source: RefSeq, a predicted model, not a curated record
GGCGCGCUUUCCGGGGGCGCGUGGUGCCGGCCCGGGCGGCCCCGCGGGAGCACGUGGCGCUUGCUGGACGUCGGCCGGGUCACCUUGGCAGAGAGGAGAGCAUGGUGUUCAGAGGCGGCGGCCGAGGCGGCGGAGGCUUCGGCCGGGGCGGAGGAGGCGGCGGAGGCUUCGGCCGGGGCGGAGGAGGCGGCGGAGGCUUCGGCCGGGGCGGAGGCGGCAACUUCCGAGGGGGCGGCCGAGGCGACGGCCGAGGGGGCUUCGGCCGGGGCGGGGGCGUCCGAGGCGGCUUUAACCGAGGCGGGUACGACCAGGGACCCCCCGACACCGUGGUCGUGCUGGGAGAAUUCAUGCACCCCUGUGAAGACGACAUCGUCUGCAAGUGCACGACGCAGGAAAACAAAGUGCCCUACUUCAACGCGCCCGUCUAUUUGGAAAACAAGGAGCAGAUCGGGAAAGUGGAUGAAAUAUUCGGCCAGCUUAGAGACUUCUAUUUUUCAGUUAAACUGUCAGAAAACCUGAAGGCCUCUUCUUUUAAAAAAUUACAAAAGUUUUACAUUGACCCUUACAAGCUGCUGCCCCUACAGAGGUUUCUGCCUCGGCCACCCGGCGAGAAAGGCCCUCCGCGAAGCGGUGGGAGAGGAGGGGGCCGUGGAGGAGGCAGAGGCGGAGGCAGAGGUGCAGGGGGUGGCAGAGGUGGCGGUUUUAGAGGUGGAAGAGGUGGUGGAGGUUUCAGAGGAGGAAGAGGCGGCGGUGGAGGUUUCAGAGGAAGAGGACGUUAAGCGAGGCUCGAUGUGUCAACUACAACGAUCGCUCCCCCCGAUGAAGGACUCAGUUCUUCUGUGGAUCGGAAGAGUCUUUUUUAAGCAAGUCAAAUUCCAAGGAACUGGUCACCGUUUUUGACGGUGGCCUUGCAACACUGUCAUUUCAGCAUGCUGAAUGAAUGCUACAAGGAAAUGCUCCGUGAGAGCGAGGACCGAGUCUUUUUAUACGUUCUGUACAGUAUUUAGCACCCUAUGGGUGCUUAAUAAAUGUUAAGUAACAAUUCACA